AUGUUGACUAUGGCGCCCAUAGAUCUUCACCAUGGCAUUACCAGCCCCGACGCCGAGUCUCUGCGCUCAUUUUCAGAGACACUUCCUGAAGAAUACCACGAUUGGAUGAGUGAUUCGGGGAGAUCCUCAAGAGGCGAGCAAUUGCUGGAUGAUUUUCCUCAACCGCCGCGAACUAUGAAUCUAGAUUCGAUCUUCGAGGAACAAGUCUAUCCGACACCAAAACCAUCCAUUAAAAAUUUGCGCCGACAUGCUACCGCCACGGAACUUCCUCUGCUUCAACAAUUGAAUCCAAAUGAAGGCGCUCCAGAGUUCAACCCGGUACAGGAAACUGAAGAGAACGGGUCGUACGAUCUGAUCGCACCCUAUGAUGGCGGCGAUCUACCACUCCACAAACUGGAGCGUCUCGCCGACAUUAUGUUCUCCUCUGAGCAUAUGCUUACGAUCCUGAACAAUCCGCGAUAUCUGACUCGGUUCCGCGAAUUCCUACUGGAAGAGCGCCCGCGUUCAAUCUCCACUCUUACAUACUAUCUCAAUGCGACGAAAGCGCUGAAAGCCAUUGAGUAUGCCAAUGCGCUCGUCCGCCUAUCUGUCGACGUGCCUCCGCCCGCGGUGCAAACAAGCGACGAAACCGUCGGGGUGACGGCGAAUCGAGUCUUGGAACAACGGGUGAUAGAUGGAUUGCUGGCGCUGACUGCCGAAGAACUUCCGGCGUUCAUCACAUCCAGAUGUAUCACGAUCACAAGUAAAAUUGUGGAAGAGCGAGUUCGAGGAACGUUGCCGAUGAAGUUCCGCGGGACUUCAAAUGCGUUAGCAGAGGUCUUUUGUCUUACGGAUCCUUCGCGACCAGAUAAUCCAAUUAUCUUCGCAUCAGAGGAGUUCCACCGCACAACACAGUAUGGCAUGGACUACGUGCUUGGUCGAAACUGUCGAUUCCUUCAAGGACCCAAGACAAACGCUAACAGUGUUCGUCGCCUCCGCGAAGCAAUUCAUGCAGGUCGCCACCACUCAGAGAUGUUUUUGAAUUAUCGGCGUGAUGGCUCUCCAUUCAUGAACCUCCUCCAAUGUGCUCCCCUAUGCGACAGCCAUGGCCGUGUCAAAUACUUCAUCGGUGCACAGAUCGAUGUUUCCGGUCUCGCGAUGGAAGGUGCUUCGAUGGAGUCGUUGAUGGAGCUACAAACCAAAUACCGUGAUCCAGAGGAAGGGAGCAUCGUGGAGCCACCACCACCCGAAGAGAAGGAUGAGUUCCAAGAACUGAAUGAAUUGUUCAGUCCCCGUGAGCUAUCCUCUGUUCAAGAUCACGGCGGGCACUUGUUCCAACCCAUCAAAAGCAUGGGAUCGCCUCAAACCCCUCGAUCAUGGCUGGAGCGCGGUAACUCGCUAGACAGCGAGACUGAAGCCAUCCGCCUGCGCGAUAUGAAAUCACCCUUUUUCAGAAUGUCCCUGGCUGGUGUUUACGAAAAUUACCUCCUCGUUCGACCAUACCCUUCCCUCCGGAUCUUGUUUACCUCCCCCGCCCUCCAGAUCCCAGGCAUGCUCCAAUCGCCCUUCCUCUCCCGAAUCGGUAGUUCCUCGGCUGUGAAAGACGACCUUGUCCAGGCUAUGAUGGUUGGCCGCAGUGUGACUGCUCGAAUCAAGUGGGUCACACGAGCGAAUCCUGAAGGACGCAAUCGUUGGGUUCAUUGCACGCCUCUCAUGGCGAGCAAUGGCCAGGUUGGCGUGUGGAUGGUGGUGGUCGUGGACGAUGACGACGAGAAAGCAAUAAACUGGCGCGCCUAG
Penicillium salamii is the source of this 1776-nucleotide messenger RNA. The record is from the annotation of a GenBank genome assembly. Lineage: Eukaryota; Fungi; Ascomycota; Eurotiomycetes; Eurotiales; Aspergillaceae.